AUGUUACCCACAUAUUUCACAUGCACACUUGGACAAGCAAGACGACAACAGGAAAGCCAAAGGUACACACCAUACCAGACAGUGACAGGUCUGGUUGAUCACAAGGCCAAACACUCACCUGGGCUUCCGGCGGUGGGGUUUUAUCAUGUACCAGUUCAAACAAACUCACGGCAAUGGCAGGGGAAAAUAUUGAGCUUUGCAGACGUACAGCAGCUUUCCGCGGGAGUUGCGGAGACGAUCAGAACCAAAAUCAAAUUACAUGCACGGCGAGGUCAAACUGUGGCACUUCUUAGUCCAAGUUCUGAGUCAUUCUUGUUUACAUGGCUCGCGUUGAUGCGACUGGGCCACCCAGUUCUUCUCAUCGCACCGCAGUGUUCUGCUUCGGCGAUCGCUAAUCUCCUGGAUGUCUGCAAUGCCGUUGAUCUCUUUUACGACCAAACGAACCUGGAGUUGGCCAAAAAGGUUAAGCGAGAGGUUGAGCAUCACGAUACCCUCAGCACUAUGAUCAACGUGGUUGCAAUACCUGCAAUUAAAAAGGGUGAAGGACCCGAGAUUUCAGAGCUGACGGGUGACUCGGUCGACACCGUACAUGAACACCAAGAUCAAGAUCAAAUUGUCUGUGAUACCGACAUUGCAUACCUACAUCACACCUCAGGCACAUCCACUGGUGUUCCAAAACCAAUACCGCAGUCUCACCGUGCGGCCGUUGGCGUGCUACCUUGCUUCGACGGCCACACAGCAGCCACAUUCACUACCACACCCCUUUACCAUGGCGGUAUCGCCGAUGUGUUCCGGGCUUGGACCAGUAACGCUCUAAUCUGGCUUUUCCCAGGAAAGGAACUGCCAAUUACUGCCGCUCAUGUGUUCACUUGUCUUGACAUUGCGCAGAACCAGGCUAAAUUGGACCCUGCCAUUCCACCAGUCAAAUACUUCUCAUCAGUGCCAUAUGUUCUGCAAAUGCUUGCUAAUGAUAACAAGGGGUUGGAUAUCCUUCAGUCUAUGGAUAUCGUCGGCGUCGGUGGCGCUGCCUUGCCAAUUGAUGUUGGCAACAGUCUUGUACAAAAAAAUGUGAACCUGAUAUCUCGAUUCGGAAGCGCUGAGUGUGGGUUCCUCAUGUCGUCACAUCGAGACUACUGUCAAGAUAAGGAGUGGCAAUAUCUCCGAUCAAGUCCCGGUGGAGACCAAUUGCAGUUUGAGCCCAGGGAAGGGGGUCUUUUCGAGUUGGUAAUCCAGCCCGACUGGCCUCACAUGGCGAAGAGGAACCGCGGAAACCGGUCCUAUGCCACUGCAGAUCUUUUUACGCCCCAUUCAUCUAUUCCAAAUGCAUGGAGAUAUCAUUCACGGUCAGACUCGCAACUUACAUUGAUCACUGGUAAGAAGUUCGACCCGGGGCCACUAGAGGAUGCAAUCAAGGCAUCCUCUGAUAGCCUGGACGGCGUUCUCAUCUUUGGCAACGGGAAAUCAUACCCUGGUGCGCUGCUCUUUCGAUCAGAGUCUGCUCGAAUGAUAUCGAACAGCGAGCUCAUUCGGGAGCUUUGGCCUAAGAUAGCAACCCUAAACCAUGAAACUCAAAGGCACGCGAGAAUAUCUCGGAAUAUGCUUGUACCGAUGAUGCCUGUGGUGGAAGGGUUGGCCAAAAGUAGCAAAGGCACAAUCCUGAGAAAGAUUGUCGAGCAAGAAUAUGCCGGUAUCAUUGAAGCAACAUAUGCAAAUCUCCAGCUUCCUAACUGCAGCACAAACAUUCCAGAUAGCGAAGUCUCUGACGCUCUUCGUGAAAUAAUCUUGUCUGUGGCUGGCGGUGACCAUCUCGAAGACGACCAUUUGUCUGAUGAAACGGAUCUAUUCACUUUCGGGGUAGACUCUGUUGGAUGUAUUCAAAUCAGGAAUGCAGUGGCGAGAAUGAUACCAAAUUCGUCCUUCGCAUCCUUGCCACUGACUCUGGUUGAGGAUGCAGGUACGAUUUCACACCUCAGAGAUACGAUUCUGCGUCUACGGUCCGGAGAGAGUGUUCAAAAUGACUCUAACGACCAGCACCAGUUAAUGUUGGACCUCGUACAGAAGUAUCGAGUGAGUCAAGUGGCAGAAGAAACGCAUAACAGGGGCUCCGAGGAGCAACGGUCCAGAAUCCCGAAUAAUCACGGUGGAAUUCACGUUCUCUUGACUGGGGCUACUGGCUCACUUGGUUCGCAUAUACUUGACCAGCUUCUUUCUGAUCCGCAAGUCUCUCACAUUUCAUUGCUUGUUCGGAACAACAGUGAGCAUGCUCCACGAGAACGUGUCUUCGAAGCACUGACAUCAAGAAAACUGAAUAUUCCGUCAAACUUGGACACCAAAACCACCAUUUUGUCAUGCAGACUCUCAGACCAGGACCUUGGACUCUCCAAGCAUGAGUAUCACGUCCUCGCAGAUAGUGUGGAUGUGAUCAUGCAUCUUGCUUGGAGUGUCAAUUUCCUGAUCUCCCUGAAGUCUAUUGCUGGAACUCAUCUGGCGGGGUUGCAGAAUAUCUUGAAUUUCGCUCUUCGUUCGCCCAGAUCUCCACGCGUUAUCUUCUGCUCCAGUGUGGCAUCGGUGUCAAAUUAUCAACCUCCUCAAUCCGUCUCAUGGGGGACGACUGGUCGCUUCAUUCCCGAAGCCUAUGUUGCCGACCCUUCGGCCUCAGGGCCAACAGGAUACGCUCGCUCGAAAUGGAUUGCAGAGGCGAUAUGUGCAGACGCUGACAAUUCAACCAAGUUGAAGCACCGAGUGUCGGUGUGUCGUGUCGGUCAGUUGUCUGGUGCCACAAAGACAGGGAUUUGGAAUAUGUCUGAAGCAUAUCCUUUGCUUAUGGUCAGUGCCAAAGCCACAGGUGUUCUGCCGGACUUGAACAAUGAAAUCUUGAAUUGGUUGCCAGUAGAUCUGGCAGCGAAGGCUUUUGUCGAGCUUGCGGUGGAAAGGUGCGUGAUAGACCGAACCUCUGAUACUCUUGCUGUAUAUCAUGUCUUGAAUCCCGACAUGGGUGUGCACUGGUCUGAUCUGCUCGUGUGGUUAUCAAAAGAGUUAUCUUUCAAAGUCGUCACCGUCGAUGAAUGGUUGAAGACAUUGGAGCAGUUGAAAGAAAGUCCUGCGACUAGAGACCACCCUGCAUUGAAACUGCUGGGAUUCUGGCAACGUGGAUAUGGGGGUCGGAAGCGUUCCAGUAUUGAAGACCGCCCAAUUCAAAGCUAUCAAAUGUCGACUACACACCAACAUAUGCCGACCUUGAGAGUCGCUGAGACAUCAUACCUGGUAAAUGAAAGCCAAAUCCGAAAGCUAUGGCAGUGGAUUCAGCACUCAGACUCGCCGACUUAA
Exophiala mesophila is the source of this 3327-nucleotide messenger RNA. RefSeq lists its product as uncharacterized. The coding region runs from base 1 to 3327 and encodes 1108 amino acids. The transcript has a single exon. The record is from RefSeq and is a predicted model, not a curated record. NCBI's taxonomy places the organism in Eukaryota, Fungi, Ascomycota, Eurotiomycetes, Chaetothyriales, Herpotrichiellaceae.